CUCAAAGCGCCGAUGAUGGACUGAGCAAGUAGGAGUGGCUGAGGAGUUGCCAGCCUGCUUUGCAUGAAUCGUGGAUUCCCAGACCGUGGCUGCCGUUUCGAUAUUUCCUGUGAGCCUCCCGAGCAGAGAUAGCCGAGGGCGGAGGAUCAGAGGAGAGGGAUGGCAGAGAACAGCUCCGAGACAAGCGGCUCCGUUUCCCGGAGAUGCAUGGCCCAAUCUUUGGGGGAAAGAAACAGUUCGGCCGGUGUCGGGGCAUCGAAAUGGAUACGACUAAAUGUCGGUGGAACCUAUUUUUUAACAACAAGACAGACGCUAUGCCGAGAUCCCAAAUCAUUUCUGUACAGACUGAGCCAAGCUGACCCGGAGCUCGACUCCGACAAGGAUGAAACUGGUGCCUAUCUCAUUGACAGAGACCCCACAUACUUUGGGCCGGUGCUGAACUAUCUGAGGCAUGGCAAACUGGUGCUCAACAAGGACUUGGCAGAGGAAGGUGUGCUAGAAGAAGCUGAAUUCUAUAACAUCACAUCAUUAAUAAAACUUAUCAAGGACAAGAUUCGGGAACGGGACUGCAAAACGUCACAGGUCCCAGUAAAGCAUGUGUAUCGAGUGCUGCAGUGCCAGGAGGAGGAACUAACACAAAUGGUGUCGACCAUGUCUGAUGGCUGGAAAUUUGAACAGCUUGUCAGUAUAGGGUACGGGCGGGCCCACCAGUCAGAGUUUCUGCUGAUUGUGUCAAGGGAGGUGAAGGGAGAGGAGUCUGCUUUGCCAAGCAGCAGCGGAGAGCUGGUCAGCAUCGGUUCCUCGUACAACUAUGGAAACGAAGACCAAGCCGAGUUCCUGUGUGUAGUCUCCAAGGAGCUGCACAAUCAAUCAUACGGGACCAACAGUGAGCCUAGUGAGAAGGCAAAGAUUCUUCAGGAAAGAGGUUCCCGGAUGUGAGAAGAACUCAGUAUUAAAAGCUCCAGGUGUUAUGAUGCAAACAUAUCAUCUUUGUGGAAGAACGUUUGGCACAAUGGAGAUUUGAAUUGGGCGGGCUUGUUUUAUUUUCCCUCCCCUUUUGUUUUUAUUUUCUCAAUGUAAAUAACUGUUUACUGACAAUUUGUGCCUGUACAUUUAAACUGGACCUUUUCCAAUUAGCGGCAAGUAGUUCCUUUUUUUUCCUCCUGUCUGAAGAUAAACAAUUGUAAUUGAGAACAUUAUAAACUAUAAAUGUGGCCAUUGUUGUUUAAGGCCAACGAUUCACUCAGGGUCAUCAAAUCCGAUAAUUUUAUCAUUUAGCUCAAGAGUCUAAGAAGGGAUCAGUGCGGUCUUUGCAACUCCUGAGUUUCACACACAAAAUUAUUGCUGAAGAGAUAUCAAGAAGGGAAUAGUGUCGGCAUGUCAAAGCUAUACAUUAUUAAUUUCAACCAUAAACUAUUUGUGAAUUUUCUUUAAAUUAUUAUUAAAAUUCGUUUGAGGGAUCCCAACAAAAAACACACUUUUAAGAGUAUUUUAUAUAUUGUCUUUUUUUCAUUUAAAAAUAAUUGUCAAAAUAUCAGUCAACACAAAGCUGAACAAUUAAACUGUGGAAGAUCAGUUACAUUAAGUGGGCUUUUAAAGCACAAGUGCUGUAGAAGGAACCCUUACUGCAAAGACGGGUCUAUUUAAACACAGACAGAGGCCAUUUUUAAAAUGCAGAAGUGUAUAUUUUUGCUUUUUAAGUACUUAAAAGUACUGUGCAAAAGUAAUAACAUUACUAAUAAUACAGGUAAUCCCAUCGCCAACGUUUAAAUUAUUCUAUGUAAUUAAUGCAUGAAAUGAUGUGAACAAAAAUCUGUAAACUCAAAGUUUCUAAAGAAUGAUCAACUGUUUUGAGGUUUUCUUGUAUCUUUAGUCUAAAGUUGACUGCUAAAAAUACAUUUAAAAAAUCAAGAGUAAAACAAAAAGACUUUUGCUAAUUUUUGCUGGGUGAAGAUGUUUUAACACGAAGAUAAAUUAUUUUACCCUCCAAUACUUAAGUUAUCUUCAAGGCUCAGUUUUGUAUGUUUAAGAAAGAUUUGAAUGUUUUAAAAGCUCUUUUUGUUUUUUUAGCAUCUGCUUACUGGAAUCGUUUAAGGCAGUGGUGAAGGACUUCUUGUUUUUUUUCAUGUAAAUAAUCCAAAUUCAAUAUUGAUAUUUAACUCUUAAAAACUGCACGUUUUGUACACUGUACAAGAGCCACAGCUUCAAAUGGAAGCUGUUUAUACUGGAUCUUUAAAAUGAGCAAAUCGUGACAAUGUUGACUCUUUUUUUUUUUUUUUGUUUUGCAUCGUUUGUACAGGAUUUCUGACGUAGGGUUAAGACAGCAGAUGCUGAAUACGGUGUCUUUUACUGAGAACAUGCCGGGAACAUGUUUUGAUAACCAAUAACAAGACUAUACUUGGCUGGCUAUGAAGUUGACUGUUACAUUUAAGAACUUUAUUGGUUUGUCUUUGUUGAUUAGAACUUUUGAAUUGUCGAUUUCAUACACAGCAUUACAAGCACUACAGUGACAAACACUGUGCCCACUGCUUCUAGCCUGUAAUGUUGAUGUAAAUACCGCAUUUUAGAAGUCUUUUUUUUUUAUUUUUUUUUUUACCUGAAAUUUGUUUUUAGUUUUGAUGUGUGGUUUGGAUAUUUUGUUCACUAUCGAUCAUUUAGUGUUGCCUUUUUUCCCAGUGACCAAAAUCCAAUGUCUUAUGUGUAUUGUACACAUCAAUCGUAGUGUCAGGGACAAGUAAAUGUUUCUUAAUGCUGACACACUGUACAUAGAGACUUAUUAACGACACAGAAACCUCCACAUAACUCACAUGCACACUUAUAAUACACUUGAUAAAAACUGUUUUUAUAUUGUCGAGGGGGGAAAAUGAAUAUGGAUGCAUGUUUCCUUUUUUUUUUUAUUAAAUCACACAUAUGUAAACACACACAAGGGCUUUUAAAGUGCAAAAUUUGAGAUCUGCAAAGAGGUGUAAUCAAAAAAAGACUGGAUUUCCUGCCAGAACUAGGCUAUGUUUACAUUUACUAUAGUAUUCUGAAGCCUUCAGAUUGUGUACUGUCUUGCACUCCUUCACACAUGUUUUUAGCCAUUGUAUGACUUCACCGGUGGCAACUAACACUCCCCUGAUAUCCACUCCCAACAUUUCACUUUGUCUUAAGAUCAUCCUCCAGUUUCGAACUGCCAGUGCUUGAGCUUUGUAGACAAUCUUGUUCCUCCUCAUUUCAUCUGGAAGCUGAGAUACUUGUGAAUCCUCACACAUGUGGACUCUGGAAUAAGCUUUAUUUAACUGUACUUUUCAAAUAUCUCUGGUUUAAAGUGUUUUUCUUUAUAUAACCUAUUCCUUCAGUGCAGUGCUAAUUUUAGCAGAUAUGUAAAGCUCAGCUUUAUAAGAUUUUAAGUUCUCUAAAUGUUUAUCACACAUUGAUUAUCACACAUCUUACGGACAAACGUAUCAAAUCUGUAGCUUGAUCUUUUUUAAGUGCCCAGUAUGUUUUUUUGCAUUCAGGUUAUUAACCACGGGUCACUUAAAUGCAUGAUUGAUGAUCACAACUUGUAAUCCGAAGGAAUGAAUGUGUCAUCUCUCCUCAAGAUAAGAAAAAAAAAAAAAAUCAUUGACUAUUGAUUCUCAUAUCAUUACCCAGAUUUCAUCUUUAUGAUCUUAUGCAAUGUUAAAAAUGUACAAACUAAAUAUAAGGGUUAAGGGAUAGAUCUUUAUAGUCUUGCAUAAUUAAACCCAAUAAAAAGUUUUAUUCACA
Messenger RNA from Oryzias latipes (Japanese medaka), 3750 nucleotides. It is a transcript of the gene kctd5b, whose product is annotated as potassium channel tetramerization domain containing 5b. NCBI's taxonomy places the organism in Eukaryota, Metazoa, Chordata, Actinopteri, Beloniformes, Adrianichthyidae. Gene Ontology annotation, cellular component: Cul3-RING ubiquitin ligase complex; cytoplasm. Gene Ontology annotation, molecular function: cullin family protein binding. Gene Ontology annotation, biological process: proteasome-mediated ubiquitin-dependent protein catabolic process; protein homooligomerization. The record is from RefSeq and is a predicted model, not a curated record.